Homalodisca vitripennis (glassy-winged sharpshooter) is the source of this 5246-nucleotide messenger RNA. RefSeq lists its product as uncharacterized. The transcript is spliced from 25 exons. The record is from RefSeq and is a predicted model, not a curated record. The coding region runs from base 393 to 4760 and encodes 1455 amino acids. Gene Ontology annotation, molecular function: heparin binding. Gene Ontology annotation, cellular component: cell surface. Lineage: Eukaryota; Metazoa; Arthropoda; Insecta; Hemiptera; Cicadellidae.
AUUAUAAUUUUGUAAGUGCAGAUGAGGAAGGCUUGAAAGAUUACAACACAGCAUCUGUAGUGUACAAGCUGUCUGAUGAGGAGUACUUUGUGCCUUUCCAAGCUCUCCGAGUGUCCAAGAUCACAGGAUGGCUCCCUGUCCGUUAUCCACAGAACGACAAGGAAGGACUGCUGCUGCUGGGGGCUACUGAGGAAGGUGUCAUCAGCUACCAGUACGACGGAUGGCGGUUUGUGGCCACAGGAGUAUAUUACGAUAGGUCUGCCUUUGGGCCAGGACUGAAAUCCAUCAGAGCUUUCUACUACAACAACCGGACCCUCAUCAGUGCUGCCAAUAAGCAGAGUGGAAGGUACGAGUACAACGUGUUUAGUCCUGUGCUGAGGCACCAUUCACUGAUGGGAGAGCUGCAGAAGGAAGUGUCAGCCUGGGAGGAACAGAUGAGGAGACAGGUGGCUGAUGCACACUCCAGAGUGGCUGCCUUGCUGGAGAUCGCUCUGGCCGCUCCCACUGUAAACGAUCCUGUUGUACAGCUGGGUGACCGAGUCGUCUUCCAUGACGUGGAAGUAGAAAAUUUGAUCACUCACAAGACAAGAAUCAGAGAAUCAGCCCAAGAUACAAACCAGAAGCUGCGAACUCUUGAAACUCAGUUGAUCCAGUUACACCAGAAUCUGAAGGGUUUAAAAGCCAAAAUUGAUGAAAGCACUGUUCACUACAGAACAGUCUAUGACGAAGUUGCAGAGGAGCCUAGUGCGGACAUACUUUGUACUUCUCCUUGCCAAGCAGAACAGUUGAUUGUGAGUAAGGUAAAUGGUGAGGAAAUGAGCAAGUUUUUGGUCGACACAGUGGAUGUCAGGGAGCCGGUGGAGAUUGAUGAGUUAACAUUUGAGAAGUUGGCACUGAUCGAUCCUCUGGAUACAAGAAUGAUCAAUGGGCAUCCUGUCGACAAUGUGAUUGACUGGUCCAGGGAGGUGGUCUUGGAUCAUGGCCUGAAGAUAGAAGGAACAUUGAUAUUAAACAACAACCUCACUGUUGGAGGUACAGUGGACGGAGUGUCUUUGAAUAAAAUUGUAGAGGAAGACGAAGAUUCGCUUAAAGAAGUGGUCGAUACGUUCAACAAGACUCUAAACACAGUAAGGGCCUCUCAGUUGGUGCUCUUGGAUGGCAAACUCUCUGAAGUGGAUUUUCAAGAGUUUGUCAAGUCCACUCUCAAAACACAGGGAGACCAGCUUAUCACAGAGUUCCAGGACUUCAAUAGGAUUGAAGCAGAUGAAGUAAUAGCUAAAAGCGGAUUAUACAAGAUUGUGACAGAUCCAUACUUGGGAGAAACUCCCUGCAAAGGGAAGUCUUAUGCAAACAUUGAAGAGGGACCACUCAGUGAAAUUAAUGUUGACUUCGACAUGGAAUCAAAUAAUAUCAUAGAAGAUGAAAUAGAAAUUCCGUAUGAUGUUGUUUAUCAUGGAACAAUAAUAAUUGAGAAUGGAACACUGGCUACUAAAGAUUUUAUCGAUUCCAACAGAAACAUUUCUGCAAGAAACGUAGUGAACCUGGGAAUUCCCUUGAAUAAGACAGUGAUAGACAAACACUUCAUAUUCAAAUCACCAUUUAAGGCUGAAAACCUGACUGUGGACACCAUAAAUAAUGUAGAUCCGGGGAGCCUGAUGAACGUAGACAGUUCAGAGCCUGUGGUGGUGAGAGCUAGGAAGGAGUUUCUGGGUGACCUUGUGAUAGACGGCAGAGUCCAGGUAGAGGGAACUGUCAACGGUGUCGACCUAACUCAAGAGAUAGAUGUAGCUGAGGAGCUGAAAACCGUUCAACUGGAUACACUUACUGUGCACAGUAUAAACGGCAGCAGCAUCACAGUUAAUGGAGUAGACUGGAAUCAGAUUGUUAAGGUUAGGGAAACUGGGAAAGUGUAUGUUAAGAGAGUUGAGGUUGAAGAAGACACAUCAGUGGGCAGCAUUAUGGUGCGAGGACACAUCAAUAACUAUAAUUUGGAGAAACUGUUGCAAGAUACUGUAUACAAUGAUGGUAAACGUUAUGAGAUAAAUGGAAAUAAGCACUUUAUAAGUAAAUUAAAAAUAUCCAAUUUAUCUGUGAACACAUUGAAUGAUGUUGAUAUGAACAAACUCAAACCCAAUUUUGUUUGGAAAACUCGUCUGUCUCACGCCAAAAGUGUUAGAGUGGGGAACUUAUCAUAUACUGGGAAGCUGGAUGGUAUAGUCUCUCAGGACUUUGGAGAGUGGCUGCUGACAGAAGGAGACCAGACACUUGCUGGCUCUCAGAUGAUUGACACCUUGCAAGCAGACCAUGUGACCAUAUCCCCAUCAGGUCACCUCAACAACGUCAACAUCCAAAGACUCAUCUCAGAUGCUAUAUUCAUCACAGACAACAUCACCUUGGACACUGUCAUCUUUGAGGGUCCAGUAAGUGCAGCUGAGCUUUGGGUCGGUGGGAGGCUGAGUGGACUGCGACUGCCAGAAGAUGUUGUACUGUCUGACACCAGCUCCAGGCAGCAGAUAGUGGCCCACAAACAUGUCCUGGGCAGUGUCACAGUCCUGGGUGACCUGCGACCUGUUGGUCUUCAGUCCUCUUUCUCCCUGGCAUCGUACUGUGACAUGCUGACACAGUCUAACACUUCACUCGUAGUUCAAGGAAAUGCAGUUCUUAAGGAAGAACCUUUUAUUUCUGAUUUUAUAAAUAAUAGAAAUUGGACUGACUUGAUGAAACGAGUUUGGUUGAGACAUGACGACAGAAUUAUCCAGGAACCAGUGCUUUUCUACAAAGCUCAGUUCGGUAAUUUGGAAGUGGAAACCAUAAACAGUAAAAGUGUAAAAGAAGUGCUAUCAAACUUAGUGAGCUUGAGCGAAGAGCAGACAAUCAACGGUACACUCUACUUCUCCAACGUGACAAUGUUGGACGGUCUGGAAGUGGUGACUGGACACGUAGAGAGGCACAUCCAAGGUCUACACCUGCAGUCAUUUAUUGAAGAUGUCAUGCUUGACGGAGAAGAUCAACACAUUUGGGGAUAUCCCAAUUUCAAGCAACUUAUUGUUGAUGGUAUACUGGUCUCCAGCGGGCAUGUUAACAAUCUAAACCUAUCACAGGACUUGCUACUGGCCAAUAGUUUGAACAAUACCAUCACUGGUUCUCUCUCUCUUCACCGGAUCACUACAGACAAUCUCACAUUGCCAUCUGGCUCUCUGGUGGCUGACGUUGACCUUGAAGUUUGGAACUCUUCAGCUGUCAAAAGAUCAGUUGAUAACACAAUUACUGGCAAUAUAGUCUGUAAAGGUGAUUUUGGCUCUUCCAGUGGAAUUAAAGUUGAAGGUCUAGUGAAUGGUAUCCGUUUUGACAAAGACCACGUGAUGUUGAGGAAAAGUUCCCAGCGAGUUACAGGGCUUAAGAUGUUCUCCUCUGGUGCCAAACUGGACAUAAACAGGCUGCAAGUUAGAAGAUAUCUCAACAACAUAAAUAUUACAGAGUUCUAUGACCAACAGGUGAUAAAUGAAGGCAACAUAACACUGAGUGGUCCCACGAGGUUCACUUCUCCCCUGCACUGCAAUAGUGUGUCACUGCCCGAGAUAUACCAAGGACACAACCUAACCUGGCUGGAGGACCAGCUGGCUUGUCCGCUGCCGAGGGCUAGCUACCAACGUAACCUGGCUCAGUUACUGGACAUGAAACAACUGGCAGAGAAAAGCUUAGCAGGUCGUGCUUUCUACUUGAAGAGCAUCACAAGAAUGAGAGAUAUCCGAGGAAUGGUAUUGUAUGCAGUACCUUUUCAAACUGAUGACGCUACACUUGUAGCGGCUGUCAGGAACCAAAGUAACAGAACAUCUCUGUCUUUGCUGCACUGGAAUGCCAGUUACAGAAUGUUCCUCGAUAAGCCAGGAAGUACAAGACAUAUCCUGAACACGGUCCCGUCUGACUUCCAGUCGGUUGUGAUGUCCAGUGGCGAGAUGGCCGGCUACGUAACCAGAGUCCUCCCUCGUUCUGGAGGUCAUGGGGAAUUUUUCAGACUGAAGAAUAACAAGCUGGAGAACUUUCCUGUGAAAGGAGGACAGCCCAGUAGCCAACUGUUCUCCUUCCGAGACAAUGUGGGUAAGACUUGCUUCUUGUUGGUGACAGACAUCUGCAGUGUGUAUUGCACCAUGAACAAGACCCACAACGCCCAACUACCGUCGUUCCCCUGUCAUCACAUAUCUCAGGCCACCCUGCUGACAACAAACAACUCUGUGUACCUACUGGGUGUUCAAGGUGCCCCCAGCAACUCUCUGAUCGUGUGGAAGUUGUCUGGCAAGAGAUUCUUCCAGGUAUUAUCGAUGCAUCAGUUCAACCCUGUCAGCAUUGCUGCCACUACGACCACAGGCCCCCACAUCGCAGUAGCUACGAGGCAUCUGGUUGGCAACACUCAUCCUGAGACCAUUGACAUCUACAGGUUCAAAGAAGAAUUACCGGAGCUCCAGCUAGAGCAGCGGCUCCCUACAAUAUCUCCGAAAAAGGUGUUGUUUGCUGAGCUCCCAUCGGGUGAGUCCGUUUUGUACGUCGCAUCAGACAACCCUGCAUCACCCCUGGAGGUGUUCUUGUAUCGAGGAAUCCUGGGCUACCUGUGGUUUGCAGUGGAGGCCUCUCUUCCUUGCCCUGUGGAUGUUCACGCUGUCACGGACCACGACCACAGGCACUUUGUCAUUGUCACAUCUGAUAAGAGAGCUUGUGUGCUACAAGCACAAUUCGAAGGAGAAUUUGCGCCUUCCAAAAUUUAAAUAUUUUGUAAUGGGUUUUAAGUGUCUAAUACAAUUUAUUUGGUAAUAAAGCAUUGUAUAGUUGGAGAAGUCAAACAUUAUGUAAUUCACCAGUAUGUUUUAAAAUGAAAUUUAGAUGUGUAAUUUAUUAUAGUACUUGUUGUUCAAUCUUUGUUACAUUGUUUUAACGAUCAUAGUGUUAAUUUACUGUAAAAUCAAAUAGCUACAGUAGCUUUUAUUUCAAACUUUUGAGAAUAUAAUAUGUGUACACAUUUGUUAUAUUUUGUAAAUCACAUAUAGUUGAUAGUUGUAAAGAAGCUGUAUACAGUGUUUUGAUACAACUAAGAAUCGAUUGCUAUGCAAUUAUUUUGUAUUGUUUGCCACAGUAACUAACAUAACUUUAAGUAUAUUACUUAUUUUGUUAAAAUCUGUGAUUUUAUACAAGAAACUAUUGAUAUAUGUGUAAAGUAUGUAUUGUUAUAAAAAUAAAGCUUAAUUAGAAAAUUA